Molecule: messenger RNA, 639 nt
Organism: Pogonomyrmex barbatus (red harvester ant)
Lineage: Eukaryota; Metazoa; Arthropoda; Insecta; Hymenoptera; Formicidae
Product: Y+L amino acid transporter 2
Biological process (GO): amino acid transmembrane transport
Cellular component (GO): membrane
Molecular function (GO): L-amino acid transmembrane transporter activity
Source: RefSeq, a predicted model, not a curated record
AAUGCUUUUGACUUUUUAAGAUUUAAUUUCAAUACAAUUGAAUUCAAUUUACAGCUUAGCAUAGGCGUUUCCGUGCUAUGCCUUCCAUGGCUCAGGUGGAGUCAGCCGGACUUGUCGAGACCGAUUAAGGUGAAUCUCAUCUUCCCGAUCUUUUACAUCCUGGCUACUCUCUUCGUCACGAUUGUUCCGAUGUACGCGAGUCCCGUAGAAACUGGAUACGGUUGUCUGAUGAUACUCUCCUCCAUACCUGUCUAUCUCGUAUUCAUCGCGUGGAAAAACAAGCCAAAAUUCUUUCAAGAAGGAGUUGGCGCCGUCACCCAAACUUUGCAGAAGCUGUUGGUAGUCGUGGGGCCACAAAAGGCAAAGGUUUAAAACACACUGUUACAUAAUUUUACUCUUGUCAUGUCACGCAUGCUUAGCACUCAUCUGUUUUCUUUGCUUCAUGUUUCCUGCCUUAUCUGAUUGGAACAUUUGCUAGGAUUCUCUCAUCUUUUAAGAUCGCUCUAUUCACCAUGCCUCAAGUUUUACUACAGUUUUCUCUCUAUUUGCGCAUUUACAUUUUAUCACCUAAUGUUUACCUCAACUAUCAAUUAUAUUUUUAUUGUAUUUUAUAAGCUUUAAAAAUAAUAAUCAUCUGCU